GUGUUUACAGUUAGCUAGAUAGAGGUUUUUGUUUUCGCAUCGCAGUGGUAUAAAAAUGUACGGGCUGUGCAACAGCCUACUUACUGUCCCGUAAUUCCACAAGGGGAGUUAUUAAAAAUAUAUUGACAUCCUUUUUUUUUUUUUACAGAGGGCUCUUUUUUUAAAGCCCUUUGUGUUCACUUGGAACCGAGAAAGAAGCUUCAUUUGGAAACCUGUUAAAGGUCAUCUUGAGGUACAGAAGUCUCCCUUGAAGGCUGAACCAUGGUGUUGAUUCUCGGCAGACGGAUGAACAGGGAGGUCACUGGCAUCAGAGACUCACCGGCUGUCAAACGCAAGGUGUUUGAGGUCGACUCCAAGACGUUACCUAGCCAGGAAGUGUUGGACUUCUGCUCCGGCUCCUCCCACGCUGAGGGCAUCCUGCAGGUGUUCAAUGAGUUCCGCGACUGCCGCCUGUUCACGGACGUGGUUAUCAGCGUGCAGGGCCGAGAGUUCCCCUGCCACCGGGCCGUGCUCUCAGCUUGCUCCUCCUACUUCAGAGCCAUGUUCUGUAAUGAUCACCGUGAGAGCCGCGAGAUGCUGGUGGAGAUCAAUGGUAUUCUGGCCGAAGCCAUGGAAUCCUUCCUCACUUAUGUUUACACCGGCCGCGCCAAGAUCACCACGGAGAACGUCCAGUUCCUCUUCGAGACCUCCAGUCUCUUCCAGAUCGCCACAUUACGUGAUGCCUGUGCAAAGUUCCUGGAGGACCAGCUAGACCCGUGCAACUGCCUGGGCAUCCAUCGCUUCGCAGAUGCUCACUCUCUCAAGCAGCUCGCCAGCCGCUGCCGCAGCUACGCUCUGGCCUAUUUCUCCGAGGUGGCUCAGCACGAGGAGUUCCUCGACCUCCGGAGGGAAGAGCUAGAAGAGUACAUUGACAGUGACGAGCUGUCCAUCGGUAAAGAGGAGGUGGUGUUUGAGGCCGUGAUGCGCUGGGUGUACCACAGUGUGGAGCAACGUAAACCCAUGCUGAAGGCCCUGCUGCACCAUGUGCGUCUGCCGCUUUUGCACCCCAACUACUUUGUCCAGACAGUGGAGGGAGACCAGCUCAUCCAGAAUGCUCCAGAGUGCUACCAUCUUCUCCACGAGGCAAGGCGCUACCACGUACUUGGAAAUGAGAUGAUGUCACCCAGGACCAGGCCACGCAGGUCGACUGGCUACUCUGAGGUGAUUGUGGUGGUGGGUGGUUGUGAGAGAGUGGGGGGUUUCAACUUGCCCUACACCGAGUGCUACGAUCCAGUGACGGGAGACUGGAAGUCGCUGGCCAAGCUGCCCGAGUUCACCAAGUCAGAGUACGCCGUGUGUGCCCUUCGCAAUGACAUUCUAGUGUCAGGUGGUCGCAUCAACAGCAGGGAUGUGUGGAUGUAUAACUCGCAGCUCAACCUUUGGAUCCGAGUGGCUUCAUUAAAUAAAGGCCGCUGGAGACACAAGAUGGGUGUCCUGCUGGGCAAGGUCUAUGCUGUGGGUGGCUACGAUGGCCAGUGCCGCCUGAGCAGUGUGGAGUGUUAUGACUCCUUCUCAAACCGCUGGACAGAGGUGGCGCCCUUGAAGGAAGCGGUCAGCUCUCCAGCCGUCGCUAGCUGUGCCGGCAAGCUCUUUGUCAUUGGAGGAGGGCCCGAUGACAAUACCUGUUCAGACAAGGUCCAGUGCUAUGAUCCAGAGACAGACACUUGGUUGCUCCGAGCCAACAUCCCCAUCGCCAAGCGCUGCAUCACUGCCGUGUCACUCAACAACCUCGUGUAUGUGUGCGGCGGUCUAACCAGGUCCAUCUUCUGCUACGACCCUGUGGAGGACUACUGGAUGCAUGUGGUGCACACAUUUGCAAAGCAGGAGAGCUGUGGCAUGUCCGUGUGUAACGGUAAGAUCUUCAUCCUGGGCGGCCGGGGCGAAAACGGCGAAGCGACAGACACCAUCAUGUGUUACGACCCGGCGACGGGGAUCAUCACAGGGGUGGCUGCUAUGCCACGUUGCAUCUCCUACCACGGUUGCGUUACUGUACAUCGCUUCAAUGACAAGUACCACAGGCCAUGACCAAAAACAUGCAUGCACUUACAGUGUAUGAGCGCACAAACACACACUUCAUUACAUCAUACGCGCCAUUCAGUGUAUUUAUUUUCUCACAGUAUCAUGUAGCAGCAAUCAUUGCGGUGCUGUGAACAUUUAUCUUUCAUAGUGGAAAUGCUCUCUAUUUAAUCUGAUUAAUGGCACAACAGAACAAAUGCAAAGUAAAAGAAUAACAAAAAAAAGUCAAAUAUGUCGAAUAUGCAUCAUUUUGCCCAUAUUAACAGCAGGUUUCCUAAAAAUAAAGUCCAAAGAACAUUCUUUAAGCAGACAUGUCCAAACUUUUUCCUCAAAGGGCCGCAUACAGAAAAACGGAAUGACGCAAGGGCCACUUCGAAAUUCUUUAUUAAACACGCUAAAUCUGAUCAAUCAAGCAAUUAUAUAUUGUAGUUACUUUGAAAAACUGCUAUCUCACAGCUUUCUAUUAAAGUUAAUAAGGAAAAUAAUUUGGGAUUUUACAGGAUUUGGGAGUUUUUGCCUCUGAAACAGAAUUAUCUGUAGAAAUUUAUAGAAAUUUUGUUGCUAUUGUUUUAGUUAACAAUUUAAUAUUAUUAUUAAUAGUAGUAGUAGUUGUUGCACCCAUGGGGAAUGUGGGUGUUGCAAGGUCCCCCACCCCCUUUUCUUUUUUUGAGGAAAAAAAAGUUUUGCAGUCGUUUUAAAAAAUCAUUUUUACUAUAUGCGGCGGGAAAAAUGGCUCCUGGGCUGUAGUUUGGGCCCCUCUGUCCUAAGUAAUGCCACCUCAAUUUUUAAUAUACAGGGUGUCUCAAACUUUACUUGAGACUUCCUUUAUUCUAUUUAGCAGUAGUGCAAUGUAUGUGAUCCAUGGCAAGUUUCUCGAAAGAGAAUAUGUUCUUGAUAAACCACACAGAAAAUCUAAACCUUUAAAGCAGGCGUUUGGGGAAAAAACAAGAAAAGGGAUGAUGCUUUUACUGACCAACUUCAGGUUGUCGAGCAUCUUCCACUUGGAGUCUUUGUUGAUGCUAUGUUCUAUUGCAGACCUUCAGAUAAACUUUCCUUGACUUUGCGCGAAUACCUGCUCUAGAAGGUCAGUGUUUUCCAUCAGUGGUGGUGGUAUUCGCAGGCUAGCCACUGUGUAUUUUAUCAAGAACAGAUCCUGUUUUGAGUCAUUUGCAAUGGAUAGCAUAAAUUGUACUACAUGUUGGAACAGUGUGACAAUGGCCAAAAAGGUCUUCAAACUAGCACUGAACUGCAGUUCAGCCAAAAACUUAUUGCCAGGCGGUAAUUUUGCAACACUGCUCCAAUAUCAGUAUGCUUACAAAUACUGCAAAGCAUAAACUGUCAAAUGCUGAUGGCCUCACAUCUGUCCAAAUGAUUGCUGAAUUAUUAUUUUUUUGACUGAGAUAAGCAGCUAUGUCAGACAAUAAGAAUGGUAAUUUUGUUUCGAAUGCAGUUUUCAUUUGAGAAUCUCAAAGUGCUACAGAGUAAGACAAAACAAACAAAAAAUGACCAAAGACAGUUAAGUAAAACAGACAGACACUUGAUUAAAAAUGAACACGAUAUGUAUAAUUUGGUAAUGAUAGAAAACAAAAACAGAAUACAUCAAAUUACGGCUACACUAUUAACUUCCCUUUUUUGAUAAUUAUGUUAAGCACCUUCACUUCCUUUUUGUGCAUUUCCCUUUGCCUCUUCCGUUUACAUUCAUAUUUCUUUUUAAGCCUUAUUUUCUUACAUUAUCAUGCAUAUUAUUCUCAUUACUGGUAUUUUUAUUUUAAGAAAUAUAAGUUAUAAGUGUGUGUGUUUUUAAUGUUUUUUUUUUUUUUUUUACAAAGUUCUUUUGUACACUUUUAGCAAAGUACAUAUUUUUCACAUCAUUGUUUAAUAGUGUUUCGGGCAUGUGGGUAUUUUUCAUUUGUAUUGAGAGGCAUUUUUGGAGAUCAGACUCACAGAUCUAGAGUCUGCUUUGAAUAUGUGGUGUGCCUGUACAGAUAUGAUCAAUGUAUACAUGACUUUUACGACGUAGUUUGGAUGGUGUCAGCGACUGCAUGGUCACUCAAUGUUAGCUAAUGCUGCUUGCACCUUUGAUUUAAAAGACACCUGAUGUAACUCGGGUUAACCGUAGAUACCUCCGUGUGUGUAUGUGGGCUUGCGAGUCGGGUGAGGAGGUGUUUGAAGCACUAGCCCUUAGUUAAAGUCAGUAAAAAAAUUUUUUUUUUUUUUUUUUUAACAAUAGGUGUUGAUAGACAAGAUGUUGCUGUGAACUUUUAUUUAAAUUUAAUUUUUUGUAUUUAAAUGUAACUUUUUUUUUCCUGUAACUGAGAGCCCCAAUUGUGCACUUUGACAGAAUCCUGUCAAGUAGGUAAUAGUGGAUGAAAUUUUUCUUUCAUUUUUUUUUUUUUUUUUUACUGUAUCAGUAAAUGUUACUUGCUUUCACGUGAAAUAUGGAGAUUGCGUAGGGUGCCUCUAUUUGGCCGCAGAAUGCGACGGUUCAUAUACGACAACAAAGACACAAGAGGGCAAAGUUCAGAGAGAGGACUUUAAAGUAUGAUAAAGAUGUUAGAGCUGUUUUUUUUCUGUUCAACAAUCAGAAAACAUAAUCCAUCAAUUUUAAUCAAAAAGGGGCCUGAAUCACACAGGCCAACAAGCCAGUCAGAAAUCAGUAGAGAAGAAGAGGCUGGUAGUGAGAAUAAGUGUGUGUGUGUCUGGGAUUUCACCAAGUAUUUACUCAAUAGGGAUACAUGUCCUCUAAUGUUAAUUUGUUUUCCAUUUGAAUUAUUUUCUAUUUACAGACUUUGAUACAUUUGCUUUAAUAAGAUUGAAGUUUAUUUUGUGUUUGCAUUUUGUUGUGGGAUUGUCUGUUUUUUGACCCCAUGUGCAAAAAGUAUCAAGAUUGAGCUUUUUAAAAAAAAAAUGAUUUCAGCAUGAAUGGAGGCAGAAAUGAACUUGGGUUUGUGGAUUUGAUUCUGAAUUCAUCCUGUGUGUGACAAUGUGCCUUUAAAAGAAUAAACCAGCAGGGGAAUAUUGAUUUUCUUUUUAUAUGAACCUUUACAAAUGUAUGUGUGAUGUUAUACUUUAAGAUGCUGUUCAUGAGGAUGCAAUAAAAUGUUUUUCUGUUCA
Messenger RNA from Phycodurus eques (leafy seadragon), 5169 nucleotides. It is a transcript of the gene klhl24a, whose product is annotated as kelch-like family member 24a. The transcript has 8 exons. NCBI's taxonomy places the organism in Eukaryota, Metazoa, Chordata, Actinopteri, Syngnathiformes, Syngnathidae. Gene Ontology annotation, molecular function: protein binding. The record is from RefSeq and is a predicted model, not a curated record. The coding region runs from base 262 to 2064 and encodes 600 amino acids.